Molecule: messenger RNA, 2634 nt
Organism: Phyllostomus hastatus (greater spear-nosed bat)
Lineage: Eukaryota; Metazoa; Chordata; Mammalia; Chiroptera; Phyllostomidae
Gene: P3H3
Product: prolyl 3-hydroxylase 3
Exons: 15
Coding region: 52-2253 (733 amino acids)
Biological process (GO): collagen metabolic process
Cellular component (GO): endoplasmic reticulum
Molecular function (GO): protein binding; procollagen-proline 3-dioxygenase activity; L-ascorbic acid binding
Source: RefSeq, a predicted model, not a curated record
CCCUCUCUGAUCCCGCAUUUCCCUUCGGCAGCCGCCGGAGGCUCCGGCACAAUGCUCCGGCUCCUUCGCUUGUUGCUGCUCCUGCUCCUGCUGCCUCCCCCGGGAUCCCCCGAGCCCCCAGGCCUGGCCACGCUGUCCCCCGGAGCGCCCCCCCAGGCCCCUGACUUGCUCUACGCCGACGGGCUGCGCGCCUACUCCGCGGGGGCCUGGGCACCAGCGGUGGCGCUGCUGCGGGAGGCAAUGCGUAGCUAUGCGGAGCUGGGCCGCACGCGGCAGGACUGCGGAGAGCGCUGUGCUGCCGAGCUGGGGGCUGCGCUCCCGGACGCCCCGGGGCCUGACUCCGGGCCGGGCCCAGCACCCAGGGCCUGGGAGCGCCUUCUGCUCCGCGCCGCCCUGCGCCGCGCGGAGUGCCUGAGCCAGUGCGUGGCGCAAAGGCUGGGUCCCGGGGGCGCGGCGCGGCUCCGUGUGGGGAGCGCGCUGCGGGACGCCUUCCGCCGCCGGGAGCCCUACAACUACCUGCAGAGGGCCUACUACCAGCUGAAGAAGUUGGACCUGGCAGCAGCGGCAGCUCACACCUUCUUUGUAGCAAACCCGACGCACCUGCAGAUGAGGGAGGACAUGGCUAAGUACAGACGUAUGUCUAGGGUUAGGCAGCAGAGCUUCCGAGACCUGGAGACGCCUCCACACUGGGCGGCCUAUGACUCGGGCCUGGAGCUCCUGGGGCGCCAGGAGGCAGAACUGGCACUGCCCAGGCUUGAGGAGGCCCUGCAGGAGAGCCUGGCCCAGACGGAGAGAUGCCGGGCUGGCUGUGAGGGGCCUGAGGAACAUCAAAGGGAUGAAGAGGAGGAAGGAACUGGGAGCCAGGCGGGCCUCUAUGAGGCUAUUGCAGGGCACUGGAUUCAGGUCCUGCAGUGCCGGCAGCGCUGUGUGGGGGAUACAGCCACACGGCCUGGUCGCAGCUUCCCUGUCCCUGACUUCCUUCCCAGCCAGCUGAGGAGGCUGCAUGAGGCCCAUGCUCAGGUGGGCAAUCUGUCCCAGGCUAUGGAAAAUGUCCUGAGUGUCCUGCUCUUCUAUCCGGAGGAUGAGGCUGCCAAGGAAGCUCUGAAACGGUACCAGGCCCAGCUGGGAGAGCCGAGACCUGGCCUCGGGCCGAGAGAGGACAUCCAGCGCUUUGUCCUUCGGUCCCUGGGGGAGAAGAGACAGCUCUACUAUGCCAUGGAGCACCUGGGGACCAGCUUCAAGGAUCCUGAUCUCUGGACUCCGGCGGCUUUCAUCCCUGAGGCACUUAGAGAAAAGCUCAGAGAGGAUCAAGAGCAUCGGCCUUGGGACCAUGAGCCUCCACAGCCAAAGACUUUGACUAACUGGAAGGAUGUCCUCCUCAUGGAGGGAGUAACCCUGACCCAGGAUGCAAGACAGCUGAAUGGGUCGGAGCGAGCAGUGCUGGACGGUCUGCUCACCACAGCCGAGUGUGGGGUGCUGCUGCAGCUGGCCAAGGAUGCAGCUGAGGCAGGAGCCAGGUCUGGCUAUCAGGGCCGCCGCUCCCCUCACAGCCCCCAUGAACGCUUCGAGGGGCUCACGGUGCUCAAGGCAGCACAGCUGGCCCGUGCUGGGGCUGUGGGCACUCAGGGCGCUAAGCUGCUUCUGGAGGUGAGCGAGCGUGUGCGGACCUUAACUCAGGCCUACUUCUCCCCGGAACGGCCCCUGCAUCUCUCCUUCACCCACCUGGUGUGCCGUACUGCCAUCGAAGGGGAGCAAGAGCAGCGCAUGGACCUCAGCCACCCUGUGCACGCCGACAACUGCGUCCUGGACCCUGACACGGGAGAGUGCUGGCGGGAGCCCCCAGCCUACACUUAUCGAGACUACAGUGGAGUCCUCUACCUCAAUGAUGACUUCCAGGGCGGGGACCUGUUCUUCACAGAGCCCAACGCCCUCACUGUCAGGGCUCAGGUUCGUCCUCGCUGUGGACGCCUCGUGGCCUUCAGCUCAGGUGGGGAGAAUCCCCAUGGUGUGUGGGCCGUGACUCGGGGCCGGCGCUGCGCCCUGGCACUUUGGCACACGUGGGCACCUGAGCACAGGGAGCAGGAGUGGACGGAAGCCAAAGAACUGCUGCAGGAGCCAGAGGAGGAGGAGGAGGACGAGGAGGAGGAGGAAGAAAUGCCUAGCAAAGACCCUUCCCCAGAACCCCCCAGCCGCAGGCUUCAGCGGGUCCAGGACAAGGCUGGGAAGCUGCCUCGGGUCCGAGAGGAGCUGUGAGGGACUGAGCCCACUCCUUGGAGAUGUGGCCACCUGACUUGUGAGGGUUCCCUUAAUUCCAGGACCUACAAGAAGACCCCAUGUGACAGGAGCAGAACAGCGAGCUCUCAGUCCCUGUACUCCCGCCACCAUGGGGGUCACAAGGGCCGUCCAGCCCUGGACUCAGAGGAUGCCACAUGGACCAGCGUUGAGCUCACCAGGUCUGAGGAGCCAGGGCUGGCCCCAGGUGAUGGAGUUCCAGCCCCGGACAAACAGAGGACGCGAUGCCUCCCUGGAAAGAAGUGACAGGGAGCAGGGCCUGACUGCUUCAAAUAAAGGGGGAUGAGAGGGGAGAAUAACCCCACUGCCCUCUCCCAACCUGUCAAUAAAGAACUUGAAGAU